AUGUCCAGCCCCGCAAUCCACAAGUAUGGGACUGACGAUGGCUGGCACGGCGUGAUCCAAGAAGGUGGAGAGUUUCCUCCAGAAAAAGAUCGAUACCAUCUUUACAUCGGUCUCUUCUGCCCCUACGCCCACCGCACAAACCUAAUCCGGCACCUCUUCAACCUCCAAGACUACCUCCCAAUCUCCAUCGUACGCCCUUACCCAAAAGGCGAACCCGGCUGGCGCUUCGACGCCACCUACCCAGGCAGCACCCCGGACCACCUCUUCAACAGCCAAUUCCUCCACCAAAUCUACUUCCGCUGCGACCCCGCCUACAAGGGACGCUACACGGUCCCCAUGAUCUGGGACAAGAAAGCCCAAAAAAUCGUCUGCAACGAAAGCGCCGAAAUGGUAAAAUGGCUUCCUAGCGCUUUCUCUUCUCUGAACCCACCACCAUCACCACCACCAGCUACCGUAAGGACGCUCUACCCAACCUCGCUUCAGGCCAAAAUCGACGAGACGAAGCAAUGGAUGACAAAUCUCAUCUGCAACGGCGUCUACAAAGCCGGCUUCGCACCGUCUCAGGCGCCAUACGAAGAACACGUUGUCCCGCUCUUUGCCGCCCUCAACAAGCUCGAAGCCCUGAUUCACGGCAACGGCGGUCCCUACAUCUUGGGCUCCCACAUGACGGAGCUGGAUAUCUUUGCGUACCCGACCAUUGUGCGCUUCGAUACUGUGUAUGCCCAGCAUUUCAAGACAAAUCUCGGGUCCAUACGACAUGACUAUCCCGUGCUGAAUAAUUGGUUGAAGGGCUUGUAUUGGAAUGUCGAGGGGUUCAAGGAGAGUACCGAGUUCAGGCAUAUCAAGGAGAAUUACACGAAGAGUCAUGAGAGUAUCAAUCCGUUGGCUAUCACGCCCUUGGGACCGUAUCCUGAUGUCGAAGAGGGGUAUGAAGAGGAUUGGAGUAAAUUGAAGCCAGGAAGAGUUGCGCAUCCGAGGGUGCUGGAGGCGCAGAGUAAGCUCUGA
Bipolaris oryzae ATCC 44560 is the source of this 1005-nucleotide messenger RNA. RefSeq lists its product as uncharacterized. The record is from RefSeq and is a predicted model, not a curated record. Gene Ontology annotation, cellular component: cytoplasm. The coding region runs from base 1 to 1005 and encodes 334 amino acids. NCBI's taxonomy places the organism in Eukaryota, Fungi, Ascomycota, Dothideomycetes, Pleosporales, Pleosporaceae. The transcript has 3 exons. Gene Ontology annotation, molecular function: glutathione transferase activity.